Molecule: messenger RNA, 1329 nt
Organism: Phymastichus coffea
Lineage: Eukaryota; Metazoa; Arthropoda; Insecta; Hymenoptera; Eulophidae
Product: stAR-related lipid transfer protein 7, mitochondrial-like
Exons: 7
Coding region: 184-1314 (376 amino acids)
Molecular function (GO): lipid binding
Source: RefSeq, a predicted model, not a curated record
GAAGACAUUGAUAGUUUUCACGCAUGUAGCCAAUCAGCUCAAAGAAUCAGAAGAAGUAUACAAAUAUUUCAUCUUUACACAAGAAUUUGGGACGAAGUAGCUUUACGAGAAUUCAUCAGACAAUGGAGACGCAGAGCUUCAAAGAAUACCAAAGACUUUUUGAUUGGUGCUAUUGGUGUUACAAUGUUCAAUUGGGAAACAGAAAAAAUACCUGAUCAAGAAAUGUACAGUUACAGUAGAGAAAUAGAAAGUAUACACAAACUCCGUAAUUUAACAGUACUCUGUCCAAAAUGUAAUUUAAGAUUAGUUGUUGACAUUAAUCAACCAAGUAUUCAAUAUUGUCAAUGUACUAAACCACAACGUGCCAUUGAGAGAGCUCAACAAGAAGGUAUAGAAUGGGAACCUUUCUUAGAACGUAAUGAUAUGUUAAUGUGGCGAAGGAUGGAAAAAGACAAUGGAGGAUUAUAUGCUUAUAAAAUACAUGCAACUUAUGAUGAUGUUUCUGCUGAAGAUUUUUUGCAAGUCCAAAUAGAUAUUGAUUAUCGUAAAAAAUGGGAUGAUACUGCUAAACAACUAGAAAUCAUAGAUACAGAACCAUCAACCAAUGAACCUAUCGAAGGUUGCAGUGAUAUAAUUUACUGGGAAAUGAUUUGGCCAAGAAUGUUUGCAAAUAGAGACUAUGUGUAUCAACGAAGGUGGAUGUAUGAUAAAAAUACUGGCAUGAUCAUAAUUGUUAGCAAAGGCAUGGAUCAUCCAAAUGCUCCAAAUAGACCAGAUACAUAUAGGGUGAAAAAGUAUUGGUCUUACAUGGUUAUAAAACCUCUUAAAAGUUUCCAUGAACCAGGCAUUGAAUUUGGAUUAACAUAUUUUGAUGACCCAGGUGUUAAUAUGCCAUCAGCCUUGACAUCCUGGGUUGCAAUGUCAGGUUUACCAGAUUAUUUAUGUAAAAUGAGGCAAGCUUCAAAAGAUUAUAAAAGUUAUAAAACAUUGAUACAAGAAUCUGAAAAAUCAGUGUCAACACCAUUUAUAAUUAUAAGUAAAGAAUUUAGUUCAAAUGAAAAUGCUGAUAGUAUUGAUGAAAAUAAAAGCAAAGAAAGACAGAUAGAGAACAAUGAAAAAGUUUCAAGUUCUACAGGGAUAACAAAUACAAAAGACUCUGAAGAUGACCCCUCAGAAAAAAUUGUUAUUCAAGUAGAUGAGCUAGCAGAUGAUAGUGUAGAAGAAAAGAAAGAAGACAGUAAUGAGGGUGAUCCUCUUCAAGACGUAGAGUCAGGAUUUUUAGAUUACAUUUAUUUAGCUAAGUUAUUUGCAUAACAGAAAUUCCGAUAA